Purpureocillium lilacinum is the source of this 2814-nucleotide messenger RNA. RefSeq lists its product as uncharacterized. Gene Ontology annotation, cellular component: chromatin. Gene Ontology annotation, biological process: regulation of transcription by RNA polymerase II; DNA-templated transcription. Gene Ontology annotation, molecular function: zinc ion binding; DNA-binding transcription factor activity, RNA polymerase II-specific; RNA polymerase II cis-regulatory region sequence-specific DNA binding. Lineage: Eukaryota; Fungi; Ascomycota; Sordariomycetes; Hypocreales; Ophiocordycipitaceae. The record is from RefSeq and is a predicted model, not a curated record.
AUGGACAGUUCUCACUACCCGUCCAAUGGUAUAAACACGACGUCCGCGCCACAGACAUACCCAUCGCCAACUGCCAUCUCGCCCAACCAGCUCCAGACGGGUUCCCCUCUGCCGCAGACGCUGCCUCCUCUGCAGCCCCCGACCUCCGCCAUGCAGCCCAUGUACGGUAGCCACCCGCACACGCCGCGGACUCCUGGGACGCCCAACACUCCCAACUCGACUGGGAACGUGCCGACGUACCAGAACACGUCCCAGCCCGCGUCCCGGCCCGGCGUCUACGCCAUGGCUCAGAACCCGUAUCCCCCCCACCCGGGAUACGCGACCUCGGCCGCCAUGAUGCCGCAGACUACCACCGCCGCGUCUCACCCGCAGCCCAUUGCGCCCGCCCCCGUCGGCGGCCGUGGCCCUCCGGUCCUGCGCCCCAUGCCUCCGGGCGGCCUCAUGCCCCAGCCCGGCCAGCCCUCGCCUUACGGCCCCGGCUCGCUGAUGCAGCCCAACCCGGUCCUCCAGGAGGGCGACCAGCCGACGCACGUCGUGGGCUCUCAGGGCCGCCGCGGCAUCCUGCCCAGCGCCCCGGGACGGCCUGCCGCGCCUCCUGCCGGCACCACCGCGGCUAAGAACACCGUGAUUCCCGUCAAGGAUGCGGACGGCAAGUUCCCUUGCCCGCACUGCACCAAGACCUACCUUCAUGCGAAGCAUCUGAAGCGUCACCUUCUCCGACACACCGGCGAUCGCCCCUACAUGUGUGUGCUUUGCCGUGAUACGUUUUCCCGAAGUGAUAUCUUGAAGCGUCACUUCCAGAAGUGCUCCAUUCGUCGUGGCAACCCCACCGGAGCCAGCCACCUGUCUCAUCCGCAGGCCCACGUUAAGAAGAAUGCUCAGGCCCAGAAGGCUGCCGGCCUCGCCAACGAGGGCGACAUGAACCACCUCAAUGGCCUCAACAACAUGCCCCAGGCCGACGGCAUGGUCCACCCCUUUGGCAUGGUUCCCGUCCAGGACGGCAUGAACAACAUGGCCGGUGACCAGAACCAGCUCUCGCGUUCCAACAGCAUGAACAGGCUCGAGAACGGCGCGCCCCAGGAUCGGAGAAACAUGCCUGGCAUGAACAACUCGCAGCCCUAUGGUGCCGACCCCAACUCGAUGAACCAGCAGCAGAUGCCCCAAUACGGCGUGCCCCACGGUCAGAACGGGAUGCCCAUGUAUGGCGGUUCCAACGCGAAUCAACAAUCUGGCCUCGAUUGGUCUCAGAUGUUCCAGGCUGGUGCGCAUCAAACCCUCAACGAGCAUCCAUUUCAUCCUCCUAAUCGUGGGCAGACGCAGAUCGGAACCAAAACCGGGCCUAAUUCCUCUAUGGGGACGACGGGUUGCAGCUCCAGCGACGCCGUCGUCUACUCUGAGUGGGGCAUACCGUCGAGUGUCGAGAAUCCUUAUACCCAGCUUUCUAACCAGAUCCUUAAUUUCUUCUACCCCCCCAACGAGGCGAUUGACCCUCAUCUGACCGGCAUGAACCUGCAUCUUUCCCCUGAAAACGUUGACAACUUCAUUGGCCACUUCGACAAAUUCCACCAGCACGCGCCGCUGCUUCACAAGCCAUCGUUCCGGAUCAUGGAUGCUCACAUCGGCUUGGUCACUUGCAUGUGCUGCAUAGGCGCCUGCUAUUCGGAUCGACUGGAACCUUCCGUCGUCCGCGAGAUGAUGGAUAACCUGUGGAUCUCGAUGGAGCGGGACUGCCUCGGCGCGAUGCCGACGUCCUACUCUGUGGACAGCGGCGACGAAGGUGCCUCAACUGCGGACGUACAGGUGCUGCAGGCUCUUGUACUGAUGAGCGCUCUUCACGUGUGGAACGGAACUUCGCAGCAGCGAACCCGGGCGAGAAAGGCGUUUCCUCAAGUCGCGUCGCAGGCGAGGCGCCUCGGUCUGCUGCAUCACCACGGGCCCGGCAAACCUGUGCAGGAUUGGCCUGCCUGGGCGGAUUCCGAACAGCGUCUACGGCUCAUGCACGGCAUUAUUAUGUGCGACACGGUUUGGGCAUUGUAUUGCAAUAUUCCGCCACAGUUUGAGCCGUUCGAGGUCCAACUGCCCCUCCCGUGCGACGAGGCUCUUUGGAGUGCCAGGACUGAAUCCGAUUGGGCGUCAAUCACUAGAACACGGCAGAGCCCCAGUUCUUUGCAUGGCGACCAACCCGAGUUCGAUCUUGCUCUGCGGACACUGCUACAUCCGCUGUAUCGAAUAAGCAAGGGCAGCACGAGUACGGGCGGGAAGUGGGUGCUGUUGUUUGCCGUCAUGGCUCUCACGUGGCGCGCCCAGCGGGGUGGAUUCUGGGGGAAUCUCCACCAAGAUGACCCCCUUCCUUCCCGCGUGUGGAUCAUGGAGCACGGCGGAGUCAAAAUGGAGACAGAUCCAGUCAACGGCCAGUGCCUCGAUCCGCAAAGCUACCUUGUCCUGGGUGGCGCACUCGAUAAAGUCAAGUCAAUUUUGGACGAGGACGCCCCAUCGACCUCGGCGGCGGGCCAGGGACCCGAAGGCUGCAUCCACACUGACACCAUCCUGUCGUACUGGAUAGCGAAACGUCUGUUGACGUAUAAGCUGCCAGAUGACCCGGAACUGUCAGAGGAGGCAUGCUUCAUGCGGGUUCUGCAGCUCAUGGACGGCAUCAGGGCUUGGGUCGUCAACAAUGGGGAGGCAAAAGGAGAGAAAUUGGAGCUGGUUGGGGAGAUUAAGGAACAUGAGGAUUCGACGUUGAACAUGACGGACUUUUUCGGCAACGCCCCCCGCGGAGCAGGCGACACUGGAGCAGCACCAGCCACAAAUUGA